This is a messenger RNA of Condylura cristata (star-nosed mole), 1576 nucleotides long. It is a transcript of the gene NUDT15, whose product is annotated as nudix (nucleoside diphosphate linked moiety X)-type motif 15. Gene Ontology annotation, cellular component: cytosol. Gene Ontology annotation, molecular function: 8-oxo-7,8-dihydrodeoxyguanosine triphosphate pyrophosphatase activity. The record is from RefSeq and is a predicted model, not a curated record. The coding region runs from base 425 to 940 and encodes 171 amino acids. NCBI's taxonomy places the organism in Eukaryota, Metazoa, Chordata, Mammalia, Eulipotyphla, Talpidae. Gene Ontology annotation, biological process: dGTP catabolic process. The transcript is spliced from 3 exons.
UUCAGCAAAAUUUAUUCUCCUGUGACUUGUGAGUACUGUUGCAUAUGAUCUAUCAUUGCCCUGGUACCAGACAGACUUGACCUACAGCGCGGAUGAGUUUACUGUAGACGAGAGGCUCAAGGUGAAGAAAUGUGCUGAGCUUGGCACAGAGAUUGAUAAACUGGCGGCGCCCCCGCUGGUAAAUCGCCAAGUGGAUAAUGAGUGACGAAGCAGCAGUGAUUGGUGUUCAUUACAACCAAACCCUCAGGACGCAGUCUUUCGGGACGUCGCGAGACGCAGACACACAACACGCUAAGCCAGGAGGGGGAGACCCGGGGCUCCCACUUUGGCUUGGGGCACGAGCAGCGGCACAGGAACGAGUCACCGGCGGCCGGGGGCAAGGAGAACGUCACUUCCGGCCGCCCAGGCCGAGUCCUACAGCGUGAUGACAGCCAGCGCGGAGUCCCGGGCUCACAGGCCCGGAGUCGGGGUGGGAGUGGUGGUGACGAGCCGCGAGCAUCCUCGCUGCGUUCUCCUCGGGAAGAGAAAGGGAUCGGUCGGGGCCGGUACUUUCCAACUACCAGGCGGGCAUCUGGAGUUUGGUGAAAGCUGGGAAGAAUGUGCUCAAAGAGAAACCUUAGAAGAAGCAGCUCUUCAUCUGAAAAAUGUUCGCUUUGCCUCAGUUGUGAAUUCUUUUGUUGAAGAAGAGAAUUAUCAUUAUGUCACUAUAUUAAUGAAAGGAGAGGUUGACAUGACACAUGAUCCAGAACCAAAGAAUGUAGAACCUGAAAAAAAUGAAAGUUGGGAGUGGGUUCCUUGGGAAGCAUUUCCUCCACUGGACCAGCUCUUUUGGGCACUACGGUGUUUAAAGGAACAAGGCUAUGAUCCAUUUAAAGAAGAUUUAGAUCACCUGGUAGGAUACAAAGGCAAUCAUCUCCAGGUGAACAAGAAGAGUCCCUGAUUUUUUUUUAAGACAAAAUAAGAUCUGGUUUGAGAAUGAAAAAUAUCUAUAUUUCAGAGCUCCAUUUUAUUCAAAAAGUUCCAUAUUGUCAAUUUUAUUUACAUUUCCUAAUAUUCUCACCACCAUUUCAACUAGUACUUGUAAAGAGGUUUAUGUCAUGACUGUUUCAGACACCAAAAAAUGUGAUAAUUGGUGAUCCUGUAGUUAAUCUUCUUUUCACAUUUCUUUGAUACUUACUGUGCAGUGUCAAUGCCAGAUACAUGGAGAAAGUGCAAUUCAGUUUACCUCUGUGUUUCAGUUAAAACAGUUCCUAAUUCAGAUGCUAACACAGUAUGCCUAUUGUACCAUUGUGUUUGUUGACUGUCCUGUUUUGUUUUUAAAAUGUUUAGUAAUAUACUGGGGUAGUCUUUUAAGCAGAACAAACAGGGCAGAUCAUUAGGGUUUAUUUCCAUUUCCAGGUUUCUAUUUAAGAAUAGAAAUCAGUGUCCCUUCCUGGUGGCCCAACCGUGUUAGGAUGCAGCACUGCAAGCUGGCUGUAGCUACUUCAGUGCUCUGAUCCUCCAUCCAGAAGGUGAUCCACAAGGGUAGCAGAGCUCUCCUGACCCCUCAGCAGUGUACUGGUUAAUCUGCCUAUUG